Messenger RNA from Prunus armeniaca (apricot), 2649 nucleotides. The record is from the annotation of a GenBank genome assembly. Lineage: Eukaryota; Viridiplantae; Streptophyta; Magnoliopsida; Rosales; Rosaceae.
AUGGAAGGCUCAUCUGAGUCUGCUUGGCAGAAUUCUGAUAGUUCUAGAGGAUUGAAUACUUCCGGAGUCUCAAACCGGAAUCCCAGGAUUGUUCAUGCCGGAAGAUUUGGCUUAUCGGGUGAUGCGUCACAGGAUUCUGAUUUAAGAAAGGAGAGAGAUAGGGUUGUGGUAGCAAACACUGAUGACCUUAAAAACCAGGGUGGAUUAUCAGGGGUUUGUGAGGAUGAGGGGGCAGUUGAUCCUUUUGUCCGAGCUAUUGAAUGGGGUGAUGUUAGCUUGAGGCAAUGGUUGGAUAAACCGGAUCGAUCUGUUGAUGUAUUUGAAUGCGUGCACAUAUUUAGGCAAAUAGUGGAAAUUGUUAAUGUAGCGCACUCCCAAGGAAUUGUUGUUCAUAAUGUGCGGCCUUCCUGUUUUGUUAUGUCAUCUUUCAACCAUGUCUCCUUUAUUGAGUCUGCAUCUUGUUCAGAUUCUGGCACUGAUUCUCCCGGGGACAGCCCAACUGCGGAAAUUAAGGAUUUUCCCUCUCCUUUGCAUGGUGAUUUGCAUCAACAACAAUGCAACUUAGGAAGACUAAAUUUUCAAUCGAUGAGAACUUUAACAACUACCUUGUCAGAAACAAGUUGCAUGCAGUCAAGUUCAAUCUAUGCAGCACGUGAAUCGUUGGUACAAGAGAGUGAAGAAAAUAGAACCAGAGACAGGAAUGCUGAACUAGAAGAUAAGAGACAACCAUUUCCAAUGAAGCAGAUAUUGCUUAUGGAGAGCAGUUGGUACACUAGUCCCGAAGAGGUUUCUGGUGGUGCAAGUUUGUGUGCUUCAGACAUUUACCGAUUAGGAGUUCUUCUUUUUGAGUUAUUCUGCCCAUUCAGCUCAAGAGAAGAAAAAAGCAACUCCAUGUCUAGUCUGAGACAUCGAGUUCUUCCUCCUCAAUUGCUGCUGAAAUGGCCAAAAGAAGCUUCGUUUUGCUUAUGGCUACUGCACCCUGAGCCAAAUAGUCGGCCUAAAAUGGGUGAGUUGCAACAAAGUGAAUUCCUUAAUGAACCAAGAGAUGAUUUAGAAGAACGUGAAGCAGCAAUAGAGCUUAGAGAUAAAAUAGAGGAGCAGGAAUUGUUGCUGGAAUUCCUGUUGCUUAUACAACAAAGGAAACAGGAUGCUGCAGAUAAGUUGCAAAAUACUCUUUCUGUUCUUUGUUCUGAUAUUGAAGAGAAAAAAGGUAGUUCAGGCCCAGAACUGGUGAAAGAAGAUCAGUCAACCUCAAGUUUCCCAUCUAUGAAUAUUAAUGAUGAUGAUGAUUCUGCUAGUGGGUCCAGAAAACGAUCCAGACCAGGCAUCCGGCUUCACAACAUAGAGGAAUGUGAUGAUAAUUUGGAUGGUCAGAAGUCAGAUACCGAAAAUCAAGAAAGUACUCUUUUGAAAAGUUCUAGAUUGAUGAAGAACUUUAAAAAGCUAGAAGCAGCAUAUUUUUUGACAAGAUGCAGGUCAGUAAAGCAGUCAGCCAAACCCAUGACAAGACAUUCACCAAUAAGUAGUGAUGGUAGAGGUUCUGUUGUUGUAACUGAAAGAAGUUCUGUCAAUAAUUUGCCAUCAAAAGAACAGCACAGUGAAGGUAGACGAAGUGGUUGGAUAGAUCCAUUCCUUCAGGGUUUGUGCAAGUACCUAUCUUUCUCAAAAUUAAAAGUGAGGGCGGAUUUGAAGCAAGGGGAUCUUUUAAAUUCUUCAAAUCUAGUAUGCUCACUUAGCUUUGAUCGCGAUGGAGAAUUUUUUGCUACAGCUGGUGUUAAUAAGAAAAUUAAAGUAUUUGAAUGUGACACAAUCAUAAAUGAGGAUCGUGAUAUCCACUAUCCUGUGGUUGAAAUGGCCAGCAGGUCAAAGCUAAGCAGUAUAUGCUGGAAUAGUUAUAUCAAGAGCCAGAUUGCUUCAAGCAACUUCGAAGGUGUGGUGCAGGUAUGGGAUGUUAUAAGAAGUCAAGUACUUAUGGAGAUGAAAGAGCAUGAGAGGCGUGUAUGGUCCAUUGACUUUUCAUCAGCAGAUCCAACAAUGUUGGCCAGCGGGAGUGAUGAUGGUUCUGUUAAGCUAUGGAGUAUCAAUCAGGGAGCAAGUAUUGGUACAAUAAAAACAAAGGCCAAUGUCUGCUGUGUACAGUUUCCUCUGGACUCUGGUCGAUCCCUUGCAUUUGGGUCAGCGGAUCAUAAAAUUUAUUACUAUGAUCUUCGUAAUUCAAAGAUUCCUCUGUGCACAUUGGUCGGCCACAGCAAAACCGUGAGUUAUGUUAAGUUUGUAGAUACGACAAAUCUUGUUUCUGCAUCCACUGACAAUACUCUGAAGCUUUGGGAUUUGUCAACGUGCACAUCUCGGGUCAUUGACACUCCAGUUCUAUCAUUUACUGGCCACACAAAUGUGAAGAACUUUGUGGGUUUGUCAAUUUCUGAUGGUUACAUUGCCACAGGCUCAGAGACUAAUGAGGUUUUCAUCUACCACAAGGCUUUUCCAAUGCCUACAUUAUCAUACAAGUUUCAGAACACAGACCCACUUUCUGGCCAUGAAACAGAUGAUGCUGCACAGUUUAUCUCUUCUGUUUGUUGGCGCGGCCAGUCCUCCACCUUAAUUGCUGCAAAUUCGACCGGGAAUAUCAAAAUUUUGGAGAUGGUUUGA